UCCACCUAGAAUAUCGAAAGCACCACCACCAGCACCAUUCUUCUCGAAAGGCUCCCUCGUAAACGACUGGCCGUCGGGAGCGCUAGGGCCUACCCAAACCCGUGUAUCUCAAUCGGAGCUCUCCUUCGUGUUUUACUAUGCACCUUGGUGUGCCGAAAGCCAACAUGCGCGGUCGGUGUACGAGCACGUGGCUAGGCUUUACUUCCGGGAGGCUCACUUCGCGGCCAUCAACUGUUGGCAGCCAGGUGGCGAGUGCCGAUUGCAGUACUCGAAGGUGCAAUCCUGGCCGGUGCUGAUGGCAUAUCAACCGAACGGGAUGGCAGUACAGUUUCAUCAGGUGUGGACCAAUGCAGCCCUUUCUCGGUUUGUGCAAUCGUUGAUCAAUCCCAUCCAGAGGAUGGUAGGACCCGGGGACCUGAUGAGUUUCAUGACGGGGAAGGAUGCGGUAGUUGUCGCAUUUCUUGACGUGAACAGCAAUCGAAAGCAAUAUAAUCGGUUUUACCAAACAUCGCUCAAGUGGCUAGAGAAAGAUCCCUUCCAAGAGGUGGCUUUCGGCGUUGUUACGGGCGAGUCUUCCAGUACUUUUGGGGUUGAAGAAGUACCUGCUAUUCGACUUUAUUUAUGGAACGAGACGAUAGAAUUUCACGGCAACGAUUCGUGGACUCUCCCGGAGCUGACCACCUGGAUCAACAAGCAAAUUCAGGUGGUCUCGAUGUGGAUCGCCCCUCCUGGGGCCACCAAAUCUGCUUCCCUUGCGCCUUACUUCAAUCAAGGUCCAGUGCUGUUCUUUUUCACGCCCCGUUCGCUAUACGGGCUGUCCUCAGAUGCUUAUAUGAUGCUACGCCAACUCGGCAUGCAGUACUAUAACUGCAAAAGUGACAUCUGGGUGCAGGAGAUGGCGAAAAAAUAUAUAGCCGAGCAGAGACGUGUUAGCGCGGAAAUAUAUAGUCAGUUGAGACAGGAGUGUGAACUUCUGUUAAAGCGCCAUCCGGCGCAGGAACAAGAGGAAUCGGAAGAGGAUGGAUGCAGUAGAGCUCCCAGUAAAUCAGCAAUCGCCGUAUCGUUUGUGAAUGUGUUGAACUCGUCGAAGUUUGGAGAUGCGCCGAAAGACGGGAUGGGUUAUUGCGAUAUAGAUCAGGCCAAAUGUGAUGAAAGAUUUUAUGAGUGUGGAAAUAUUGAAGCCAGUUGCGUUAAGCGAAGACGAAGCCAAUUGUACGGAUCAUUGAAACACGAUGUUCGUGAAGGGAAGCCGGUGACUUCCAUGCUUGAUGCCGAUCAGGACUAUCGAGGGCCUAAGUUACUGAAAAGACUAAGUAUGAGAAGACAGUGUGAGUUCCUACGAUUGAGCGAAUUCGAUGGAGGUGAAGUGUUUUUUCCUGAGACAGGUGGCCCUGGGAGCGGUUAUGUAGAUAUGAUAAAAGGUAUGUCCUGUACGUUUAACAAAACAUUGACGUUCCUGAGCAUGGACAGUGAGUUGUACCACGCUUUUGCUGAGCGAUUAGGAGUCGACGUCCUGCAUAUGCCUAAUAAGUCAAUUGCUGUUAUUGUAGACCCUGAGGAUGAAUCCACGUAUCUUUUGAAGAAUGAAGUCAAUCUUCCAAAUUUGGCAAAGCUGGUGCAUGACUUCUACAAUCGAACAUAUCCACGGUUUUUCCGAUCAAAUAAUGUUUCUUACAAGAAUACCCAUUCUUUCAACAUGAGUGAGUUUCGGAAGGAACAUCGUCGGAUGAUCGAGGUUAAACGAUCGGAAAUGGCUGCUAAACUACAGCAACACCAAAAGCAAGAAGGUCGAGAUAAAGACACUACUGGGAAUGAGAGCAAGCUCAAUCAGAGGACACCGACGGAUGCCGUGAUGUCCGAGCAGCAUUUGGUGGUGCAUCACAAGCACCACUUUGUGAGAGAAAUCAAUUCACACAAUUUUAACCACGUGGUGAUUAACUCCAACAAGACUGUCGUCGUUCACUUCUACUCUGCUCAAUGUGCCUUCUGCAGUGUGCUCUCACAGCAUCUGCUUAUCAUCUCGAGAAUGCUCCGACAUCAGCCGUUACUCGAGUUUGUUCGCAUCGACGGCGACAAGAAUGAUCUCCCAUGGGAAUUCACUAUGGAUGUAUUUCCAUCUUUGAUCAUAUUUCCUAAUCAAAGGAAAUCUGAAAGCCGCGUUUUCUCCCGCAAUCUCUCUAUGACGGUCCCCAACGUGCUUGGGUUCAUCCUUUCCAAUUUGAACCCACCUGAGAGGCUCCACGCUACUGCGCUAAUCUGCAACAAUCUCAAGCCAAAAUCGCCGCCACGGGACGACUGCCUUGGGGUGAUGAAGCGCGAGCUAAGCGACAGUAUUUCGCUCAACCUGCGUCUCUACCGAUUGGCCACGAAGCGCCCCACAAGAGCAGCCCGGAUCCUGCACCGGUUGCAGGCCUUACAGGAACUCUACCUGGCCACGCUGCGCUGUCUCAGCAAUUCCUGUGAUUUUACCCAGCUGAAGAGCAGUGCUCAAGCCAUCCUUACUAUGUGGCAGAUAGCCACGUGAAAACGUGAUUCUAGUGUGCAUUUAGUACGCAUUUCUUUUUCUCACCCAUUCACUCAAAUUACCUGCUUACUAGGAAGAUAUUAUCCUUUUCUUUUUGACUUUCCUGUCUGCCCGAGGCGUAAGAAGCCGUUUUACAACCAACUCAUGUGCUUAUUCAUUGUUUUAUGUUUUGUUACUUAUAUUUUUGGAUAUUUUUCACUUUUUAAGAGUUAUUCGGCAAACCGUUAGUUUAACUCAUUUGAAAUUUUCAGUGCAAUUAAAAAGCAUUGCUAAAACUACGUGUUUAAGCCAAAUCAAACAAACCAGCACGUAACCAAACUGUCAACGGUAUCGAGAUCUCGUUGUAGAUAUUUUUAACUCGACAGUAAAGUUAUUAUUGCUAACAAAACAAAAAAAAGUUCUAUAUUCUAGAAAACUAUUACUGUAACAGAAGUGAAAGUUUGAAAACUAUUAGGUAAAAUAUGAAAUGAUAAUUAAAUACAGUUUAGGAAAAACAAAGAGUGAAAAGCAAGAAAACGGUAUGCUAUAGACAUUUUUUAAACAAACACUACUAGCGUUGUAAAUAUUAUUCGUAUAGCAUCAAAUUGGGAAGAACGGUGUCGAAACGAUACCGAGAAAAUGGAAAAGUAAGAAUAGGAUACAGUGUAGAGAAUUACGGUUAUUUAAAUAUAACAAAAUUAUUGAAGUUUUGUAAUUCACAAACUAAAUGCAAUCGAUGAUAUAUCACCUUAAUAUAUUUUGUUUAUAACCAUAAA
Messenger RNA from Armigeres subalbatus, 3279 nucleotides. Its product is annotated as thioredoxin domain-containing protein 11-like. The transcript has 7 exons. The annotation marks the transcript as partial. NCBI's taxonomy places the organism in Eukaryota, Metazoa, Arthropoda, Insecta, Diptera, Culicidae. The record is from RefSeq and is a predicted model, not a curated record.